AGUUACCAUUUCUCAUAACACAUUUUUCACUUGUAUCAAAAGUACACUCACUAGACCUCCCUAUAGAAAAUCCAAAUAUGACUGCCAUCUUCAAAGCUUCCUCACACACAUUUUUCCUUUGCUUGAUUCUUUUUUCUGCUUCCCAAUUUUUGCUCAUCAAUUGUACUGAAUUUGAAGUCGGUGGCAAAACUGGUUGGGUCGUCCCUAACUCAAAGGACGGUGAUGAAAUGUACAACAAAUGGGCUUCUCAAAACAGAUUCAAAAUUGAUGACACUAUUCAUUUCAAGUACGAGAAAGAUUCAGUGAUGGUGGUUAGUGAAGAAGAAUAUGAGAAUUGCAAAUCGACUCGUCCACUCUUCUUCGGAAACAAUGGCAACACAGUUUUCAAAUUUGAACGACCAGGAUUGUUCUACUUCAUUAGUGGUGUUAGUGGUCAUUGUACAAGAGGACAGAAAAUGAUCAUCAAGGUUUUGGAUGUUGAACCUGAACCAACAGCAUCCUCACCACAAUCUGCAAAUGAGAAUGCACCAAUAGCACAUUCUAAAGCUGCUCAAAUAACUCCUAUUACUAUCACAGCGUUCACACUCUUUGCUUUGUCAUUCCUUGGCAUGAUUUAUGCUUGAAGCACUAAUUCGUGAUCUUUUAAUUUAGGUUUAAUUCAAGAGUGUGGUCUAAUUCUAGAGCUUUUUAUUUUCUUGUGUUUUUAGUUGUUUAGUUUAUUUUGUUGCUUUGGUCAUUAUUGUCAUCACGAUGGUAUUGUUUUCUUUUUAGUUAGUUUAUAUUGACUUUUUUAU
Molecule: messenger RNA, 794 nt
Organism: Medicago truncatula (barrel medic)
Lineage: Eukaryota; Viridiplantae; Streptophyta; Magnoliopsida; Fabales; Fabaceae
Product: mavicyanin
Exons: 2
Coding region: 78-623 (181 amino acids)
Cellular component (GO): plasma membrane
Molecular function (GO): electron transfer activity
Source: RefSeq, a predicted model, not a curated record